CUAAGUUAGCCACAAGUCAUUAAUCAAAAAUAUUCUCUCUUUAAUUUUGACGUACUGCGUAUGAGAAAAAAUAACUAGCGGUUAAGACAGGAUGUUCUCGUUACUAAGUAAUUUAGCCAAUAAUGUAUUUAGUAUCAGGGGCAGCGGUUGUAGCGAGGAGUCAGUUGGAGCCGAAAUACCGGUAGUAGUGUCGAGCCACUGUGAUAAUGACAAACCUACCCUAGAAAAGGAAAUCGAAAAAAUGCUGAUGGAGAUCGGUGACAUUCGUGCAGAAGCCAUCGAUGGUCAGCCUGAGCCUCAGCUUAAUUUGGUCUCCGAGCAAGACGACGUAGGCUGUUUCUACGCCUACGGCACUGUCAGCCGUGUCAGCGUAAACUUUAUCCUCAUUGAUAACCGCUAUAUGUGCGAGAUGAAAUACGUCGUGCCAACAGGUCUUGAAAAGGGCCACAGGGUCGUCUACAUGGGCUACAGAACCAGCAAGGGUGAAGAGCUCAAGGUGCGUAAAAUUCUCUACAAGGCAGGGUCCGAGUGGGAACCUCCAUUGAAGAUGCAGCUCGACGAGACUGAUUCUGACUGGCACGAGAACGCCACGGAAUCGUUAACUCGUGAGACUAGUCUAGAAGUUGAUGUUGAACUAAUGCAGAGUCUCUCAGAAGACACAAGAUGUGUGCCUCUACAGCCUGACUUCAAGAGACAGAUAUGCUCAAGAGUGCACAUUGGCAAAGUAGAAAGAAGAAACGGUAGAGAGCUCCACCUUGAAGAUAAGACUGUAAUAGAUCUGGACAAGGUCAAAGCGAAGUUCGUUCCCGUUGUUGGUGACUGGUUGGCUCUUGAUUGUUGGUUUGAGUCAAAUGAGAACAUUCCCAAUUUCCAAGGUGAGAUACUGGAGAUCAAAGAGAUCCGACCUCACAAGAUCUUUAAUAAGCUAGGCAAGAUUACAGAGUACAAUGAAAAUGCACAGUACGGAGUGGUGGACAAAAUUAUUGUGUUUAAUAAACGUGCUUGUCAAGAUGGUUAUUUACCUUGUGUAGGAGAUAAAGUAGUUGUACAAAGUAUUGAAAGUGAUCAAAUGAUGCAGAUACACUGGAGAGCACUUAAUGUUGUUCCAAUGGAAGAAGCACCCAAUAAAUAUGAAAUAUCAGCGGUGAAAUUUGAACCUCAAUGGUCUCCUGACGAAUUACAAGAAUUACUAGCUGAUAAACGAAAUAUCGAAAUUACAUGUGAUACUAGUAUUACUUUGAACAUUGAAGAAGAAAAGAUAAUAAAAGUAAAAAUAAGGAAUAAUGGCAAUUUCAAUCAAACAUUUAAAAAAUGCGUCUUUUUGUCGAGAAAAGUUAGGUCUCGAUUAUCUCUAGUGAUGUCACAAAACAAAAAUCUAAUAACCAUACAACCAGAACAAGAAUUUACUUAUUCAUUUAAGUGUAUAGCAAGAUUUGUCGGGCCCUCUAAAGAAUUCGUUGUAUUUCAUUUUAAAGAUUUCUCAAUUGCGCGAAUAUUUGAAAUUACAGUUAAGAGUAUUAAGCCUUGUAUUUUGCCUCAGUAUGAAAACUUGUGUAGCCCCUACAAUACUGGACAAAAUUCACAAUCAUUAAUACCUCAGGAAUAUGAAGACGGUACAUACAUAAAAGGUAUUAAGCCAUACAAGCCAGCAAAAUUUAUUGCAAAACGUCCUGUCACUUGGAAAAUACCACCUAUCCUGUGGUCCACGAUAGAAAUAAUCAUGCAAGAUAAGAAAACUCGCUCUGAAUCAGAAUUUGCUUUACAAGAGAAAGUGCCUUGUCUAAACCAAGCAUUGUGUUUUGGUAAUUACAAACAACGGUUUGAUUAUUUAUUGUACUUGGAAGAAAUCGCAUGCAUCAUUAACAUGAAGAAAUUUAAGAUGGACAGUGCUGUGUUGCAUAGAAGUCAAGAAUAUUUAUCACUGAAUGUUCCUGGUCUUGCUGAAAGGAGACCAUCACUAAUAAUCGGUGAUCGAGUGAUAGUACGCUUUAAAUGGUCCAAAGACUCCAAGUACUAUGAAGGCUACAUUCAUAAAAUAAAAAGUUCAGAUGUAUUCUUAAAGUUUCAUUCUAACUUUCACGAGUCUUACAAUGGUGAAGACUGUCAAGUGGAGUUCAAAUCCUCAACUACAGUGUUGCAACGAAGUCAUACAGCCAUUGGCGCUGUGAUAAACAACCUUGGCCAAGAUAUUUUAUUCCCUACAAGAGUCCAUUUAAAGAAACCACAAUAUAACUUUGUAGAAGAGGGUGAAGAAGCUGAGGAAAAUGAACAACCAAAACUAUCAGAACUCACCAAUGCUGAAGAGCGCUUAAAGCUCGUAGAGUCAAUUGUGUACAAAAGAAACUUGAAAUGGUUUAACAAGAAGUUGAACAUUUAUCAGAAAAAUGCGGUAAAAAAUAUACUGAAAGGUCUCGCGCGUCCAUUGCCAUAUGUUAUAUUUGGACCUCCAGGUACUGGAAAAACUGUAACUGUAGUCGAGGCCAUUUUACAAAUUUAUUUCACAAUAUCAGAAAGUAGCAUUCUCAUUGCCACACCAUCAAAUAGCUCAGCUAAUCUCAUUGCAGAAAGAUUGUUGGAUGCCAAAAUACUCCUGCCUGGUGAUUUGGUGCGUCUAGUUGCCCACCACUACUUGGAAAGCAGCGCGAUACCCGAGCAAUUAAUUCCGUACUGCAUGACGGGAGAUAUAGCAGAAGAAGGUACUCGCUCUGGAGUUAAUCAAGCUGAUCCACGAGGUUAUCAGACUCAAGUAACAAUGCGGACUAUAUGUCGUCACAGGAUAAUCAUUGGAACUUGCGCAGCCCUUGGAGUCCUGUACAAUAUGGGUUGCAAGAUUGGACACUUUACCCACAUAUUUGUUGAUGAGGCAGGCCAGGCGAGUGAGCCAGAAAUCAUGAUUCCUUUAAGCUUAGCUCACAAGAAUUCAACUCAAGUGGUGCUGGCUGGAGAUCCAAAACAGUUGGGUCCUGUAAACCAAAGUCGAUUGGCUGGAUAUUUUGGCCUAAACGAUAGUUUUCUUGUAAGAUUACUCCAACAAUUUCCAUAUCAAAAGGAUCCUGAAGGCUUUGAGGCUGGAUUUGAUCCUCGGUUAAUCACUAAGCUCCUGAUAAAUUAUAGAAGCUUGCCAGAUUUGCUUGCCUUACCCAACAAAUUAUUUUACGAUUCCGAGCUGAUACCGCAGGUCGACCCCAAAUACAGCAAAGAAGCUGAGCUGUUAGAACAUUUACAAGAUGUAUUACCAAAGAGACUUGGAGCUCCUCCCCCAGUUGUUUUUCAUUGCGUGUAUGGAACAAAUAUGCAAGACCCAGACAGUCCAAGUUGGUAUAAUCAAGAAGAAGCAACACAAGUGUAUAUUUAUUUACUAAUGCUCUACAAUCAUGGCUUGCAACCUGAUGACAUUGGUAUCAUUACGCCAUAUGCCAAACAAGUUUUUCAUAUAAAACAUCUUUUGGCUCAUAUGGAACUUGAAUCUCCCAAAAUAGGAAGUGUAGAAGAAUUCCAAGGACAAGAAAGAAAAGUCAUCCUUCUUUCAACGGUCAGAACAUCAGAAGCUAAAAUUGAAGACGAUGUAAGACAUUCACUUGGCUUUGUUGCUGCCCGAGAAAGAUUAAAUGUAGCCAUAUCGCGUGCCAGAGCGUUACUUAUUAUUGUUGGUCACCCUAAACUCUUACAGCAAGAUGUUUAUUGGCGAAAUGUUUUAGAGUACUGCAGUGCUCAAAAUUCUGUGGUAGACCGUGAUUCAUAAUGAUCAAAGUAAAAUCAUAAUACAUCGUUAACUUAA
This is a messenger RNA of Copidosoma floridanum, 3778 nucleotides long. Its product is annotated as 5'-3' RNA helicase armi. Lineage: Eukaryota; Metazoa; Arthropoda; Insecta; Hymenoptera; Encyrtidae. Gene Ontology annotation, molecular function: helicase activity. The record is from RefSeq and is a predicted model, not a curated record.